This is a messenger RNA of Echinococcus granulosus, 243 nucleotides long. RefSeq lists its product as hypothetical. The transcript has 2 exons. Bases 1 to 243 code for a protein of 80 amino acids. NCBI's taxonomy places the organism in Eukaryota, Metazoa, Platyhelminthes, Cestoda, Cyclophyllidea, Taeniidae. The record is from RefSeq and is a predicted model, not a curated record.
AUGCGUUCAACGCAACGCAAGGCAACGCGAAGCAAUGCAGACAAGUCGAAGUACAAACGGUGUGUCAAGUGGCUCUCCAAUUUGCAGGCUUGUUCGAGUCCACUGAAAUCACACUCACCUGGAUCAUCAGACUUGGCUGUUUCUCCAGGUUGUGAGUUUCAACAGAGAUGGGCUACUAAAGACCUUCUGUCCUUAGAAGGAAUAACUGGACUUCAAGGACUUGAAACUGCCCCAAAAACUUAA